AUGGUAGAACUUAAUCAGCAAAUUAAUUGGAUUCCUUUGCAUAUUAAAGAUAACUUAUUUGGCAAAUGGCUAGAAAAUGCAAGAGACUGGUCAAUUAGUCGCAAUAGAUUUUGGGGCACGCCACUGCCGGUGUGGAAAUCGGAUAAUCCUGCCUAUCCUAGAAUUGAUGUAUAUAGCUCAAUACAAGAGCUGGAAGAGGAUUUUGGCGUUAAAAUAGUUGACCUACAUAGACCUUUCAUUGAUCAAUUAACUCGCAAAAAUCCUUCAGAUCCAACUGGCCAAUCAACAAUGCGUAGGAUUACAGAUGUCUUUGAUUGUUGUUUUGAAAGUGGAUCUAUGCCGUAUGCCCAGGUACAUUAUCCCUUUGAAAAUAAAGAUUGGUUUGAGAAUCAUUUCCCCGCUGAUUUUAUAGUGGAAUAUUCUGCCCAAACUAGAGGCUGGUUUUAUACUUUAAUGGUGUUAUCUACUGCCUUAUUUGAGCAACCGCCUUUUUUAAACUGCAUUUGUCAUGGAGUAAUAUUAGAUAGUACUGGGCAAAAAUUAUCAAAGCGCUUAAAUAAUUAUGCUGAUCCAUUAGAAUUAUUUGAUAAAUAUGGCUCUGAUGCUUUAAGAGUAACUAUGUUAUCUUCAAGUGUAGUGAAAGGCCAGGAAUUGUUGAUCGAUAAAGACGGUCAGAUGGUAUAUGAGACAUUGCGAUUAUUUAUAAAGCCAAUUUGGAAUGCUUAUCAUUUCUUUACCCUAUAUGCUAAUGCUGAUGGUAUUAAAGCUGAAUUGAAUCUCACUUCUUUAAAUAUUUUGGACCUAUACAUAUUAUCAAAGCUCAAAAUAGCAGUGCAAAAGAUUAAGCAAGGGCUGGAUAAUUUUGAUACGCAGAUAGCUUAUAAUAGUGUCGCUGAUUUUUUUGAAGUAUUAAAUAAUUGGUAUAUUAGAAGAAGUAGAAAUCGCUUUUGGAAAAGUGCAAAAGAUCAAGAUAAGAAUAGUGCUUAUGCUACCUUGUAUAGUUGUUUAGAAAUUAUGGCUAGGGCUAUGGCCUCUUUAUUACCUUUAAUUUCAGAGGAAAUUUAUUUAGGAAUAACCGGGUCAAAGCAAGUUGACCACAGCGUUCAUUUAACAGAUUUUCCUGACCUUGCAAUGUUAGCUAUAGAUUAUGAUUUAGUAAAAAAUAUGGAUCAAAUCUUGGAUAUUUGUACCAAUGCCUUAUUUAUCAGAAAUACAGAAAAUAUUCGCACUCGUCAACCGCUGAGCAGCCUGACAAUUAUCAGAGCAAAUAGUAUGUCCUUAGUAAAGUUUGUAGCUAAAGGGUGUGUAGCACAGAGCUAUUAUAAUUAA
Messenger RNA from Rotaria sp. Silwood2, 1329 nucleotides. The record is from the annotation of a GenBank genome assembly. Lineage: Eukaryota; Metazoa; Rotifera; Eurotatoria; Philodinida; Philodinidae.